This is a messenger RNA of Rhipicephalus sanguineus (brown dog tick), 2170 nucleotides long. RefSeq names its product gastrula zinc finger protein XlCGF8.2DB. The transcript has 6 exons. Gene Ontology annotation, molecular function: RNA polymerase II cis-regulatory region sequence-specific DNA binding; DNA-binding transcription factor activity, RNA polymerase II-specific. NCBI's taxonomy places the organism in Eukaryota, Metazoa, Arthropoda, Arachnida, Ixodida, Ixodidae. Bases 123 to 1652 code for a protein of 509 amino acids. Gene Ontology annotation, biological process: regulation of transcription by RNA polymerase II. The record is from RefSeq and is a predicted model, not a curated record.
ACAUUCUUUCUGGAAUGUGGAGCCGGCUUGGAGUUUGUGUGUUGAUACUAGGAUGCGUGUCGUUGCCGAGCAAUUUUUGCGUGUUUUAGGUCACCCUGUGGACUUUUUUCUUUUUCAUUGCCAUGUCGGCCAGUAAUAGGUCAACAGGGAACCACUGUGCUGUUUUUGGGUGUAGUAACAACUACAGAAAAAGGAAACUGCUGUCGGAAAAAAUAUGCGACGUCCAUCACCAAACGCGGAGUCGUUGCGGCUGCGGACUCUUCAAGUUGCAUCGUUUUCCUGUUGACGAGGAGCAGCGGCGUUUAUGGCUUGUAAGCUUAAACAGGAAAAACUUUUUACCCUCCCACAGUUCCCGCGUAUGUUCAGAGCACUUCUUGUCUGGCGAACGUAGCGCAACGAACCCGACUCCGACGCUCAACCUCGGCUAUGAACGAAAGCUUGGCACAGAUGAAGCUGAGCCUGCGCAGACUGAGCCGUGCAUACACACACUUGAGACCUAUGGAUUGACCUAUCGGCCUUGCACAGACGAAGCCGAGCACGUAGAGUCAGAGCAACGCCAACCCACUGCAGAGUUUUGUGGAUCGAUCAAUCCGAUUCUUGGACACCUCCUCUUUGGAAACGCAACCAUUGGGCACAGGCCAAGACCAAGUCAUUGUAGCGAUACAAAUCAUGAUGACUUCGCAGCAGAGCCAAAACACGAGGCAGCACUGGGUGCUGAUUGUAAGUCCGGACAAGCUCGUGGCGCAUCACCAGAGCCAGCAUGUGAGCCAAGCCAUGUUACAAAUAAAUCUGUUCAAGUGCAACUACUAACCCGCCACGAAGCAUCACAAGCAAAUAGAAGGAAAAUUCUUUCAACAAGUGCUACGCAAACAGAGCCUCAUGCUGUUUCUUCAGGCUCCUUGUCUUUUCUGUCCUUGGAGCAGUCGUCUUCAUUGGCGUCUGUACGAGGCCGACUUCAUUCCUGCCAGCAGUGCACCUAUGUGACCCUGGACAAGUCAACUAUGAACAGACACCUUCAGAAACACAUGGGCGAGCCCCCCUUACAGUGCCACUUCUGUCCAGCUGCGUUCACUCGCAAGUCCGAGCUGGUGCGUCACGUGCGCACCCACACAGGAGAGCGCCCCUUCUGCUGUGCCCACUGCAAUGCGUCCUUUGUGCAGAAAAACAGCCUCGUUAUACACAUCCGCACGCACACUGGAGAGCGGCCAUUUUCCUGCGUCCACUGCGAUGCGUCGUUUGUGCGGAAAAACAGCCUCGUGAGACACAUCCGCAUGCACACAGGAGAGCGUCCAUUUUCUUGUGUCCACUGCAAUGCAUCCUUUGUGCAGAAAGGCAGCCUCUUGAGACACAUCCGCACGCACACUGGAGAGCGGCCCUUUUCCUGUAACCACUGCAAUUCCUCCUUUUCGAUGAGAAGCGGCUUCAUUGAGCACAUGCGCAUUCACACAGGGGAGCGUCCCUUCUCCUGUGUGCGCUGUAAUGCAUCUUUCGGUAAAAAGAGCAGCCUCGUGAGACACAUCCGCGCGCACUCUGGAGAGCGGUCCUUUCCCUGUGUUCACUGCGUUGAAUCCUUUUGUACGAAAAGCACCCUCAUAUUGCACAUGCGCACUCACGCCCACACAUUAGAACGUCCCUUUUCCUGUGUUCACUGAAUGCGUCCUUUGUGCGAAAUAGCAGCCUCGUGAUACACAUCCGCACGCACACAGGAGAACGCCCUUUUCCUGUGUCCACUGUAAUGCGUCCUUUACGGAGAACAACAGCCUCGUGACACACAUGCGCACUCACACAGGACAGCGUCCCUUUUUGUGUGUGCGCUGUAAUGCAUCUUUUGGUCGGAAGCGUCACCUCGCGGAACACAUCAUCCGCAAGCAUAGAGGGGAGUGUCCCUUUUCCUGUGUCCGUUGCAAUGCAUCUUUUUCACAAAGGCAUGACCUCACGGACCACUUGUCCCAUCAUCAUGCAAAUAAGAAGCCAUAAAGGUGACCGGCCUACAGGCUUUCCUUAAAAGGGUAGUAAGCAACCGCGUGGUCCUAAACAUGUGAUGGAGAGAUAACUGAGCGCUUGUGCGACAAGAACCUGCUGCUGCAAGAUUGUUGUGGAUAAGUGUUGUAAAGAGAAAGUUACACGAUAUAGAACAACCCGCUUCGGCUGGUGUUUGUUUCUCUCUCGG